Molecule: messenger RNA, 3126 nt
Organism: Grosmannia clavigera kw1407
Lineage: Eukaryota; Fungi; Ascomycota; Sordariomycetes; Ophiostomatales; Ophiostomataceae
Product: h k ATPase alpha
Exons: 4
Coding region: 1-3126 (1041 amino acids)
Biological process (GO): sodium ion export across plasma membrane; proton transmembrane transport; intracellular potassium ion homeostasis
Cellular component (GO): membrane
Molecular function (GO): ATP hydrolysis activity; P-type sodium:potassium-exchanging transporter activity; ATP binding
Source: RefSeq, a predicted model, not a curated record
AUGGAGUCUCUGGGCACGUCGACCGACUGGAUCCGGUUUGAGGCUCGCGAUGAAGAGGCCGGCCCGGCAGACGGUGGACGAGCAUGGGCAGAGCUGCGGCGCAUGGGCUCGAGCGGGUCGCUGUCGAUCCGGUCGCAUUCACGGCGGACGUCGAUCGACGCGGCAGCGCUGCCGAUGGCCGUGGACGAGCCCGGGCACAGGGCGGACAAGAACAAGUCGACGGUGACGGUGACGGGUGAGACCGGACCUGGUUGCUCUCCCCUGGCGCAGCUGCACUGGCACCGGCUGGCACCGAACGAGCUGGCACAACAGCUGACGACGUCGCUGAAGACGGGGCUGUCAGGGGCGCAAGCGGCGCGGCGGCUGCAGCAGUACGGGCCCAACGUGCCGUCGCCGCCGGCAGCCCACCGCAUGCGCAGGCUGCUGGGCUAUUUCUUCAGCGGCUUCGGGCCGGUGCUGCUGGUGGCGUCCGUGCUGGCCUUUGUGGCGUGGCGGCCGCUGGGCCACCCGCCGCAGCUGGCCAACCUGGCGCUGGCCAUCGUGCUGCUGGGUAUCUUCAUUGUACAGGCCAGCUUCAACAUCUGGCAGGACUGGUCGUCGGCCCGCAUCAUGGCCUCAAUCCAGGCCCUGCUGCCGGGCUGCAUCGUGCUGCGCGAUGGCCAGCCGACCGACAUCGCCGCUGCUGAUCUCGUCCCCGGCGACGUCGUGCUGUUGCGCGCCGGUAGUCGCCUUCCGGCUGAUGUCCGCUUCGUCAAAGUCGCCAACGACACCAAGCUCGAUCGUUCCGUGCUCACCGGCGAGUCGGCCGCCUUCGCUGCUGCCGUCGACUCCUCCACGCUCGAGCGCGAGGUCUUCCGCUUCGUCGCCGGCAUCUGCAUCAUCAUGAUCACCAUGAUCCUCCUCCUCGUCAUCGUCUGGGCUUCCUGGUUGCGACGCCGCCACCCCGGCUGGAUUGACGUCUCGAACCUCAUCAUCUCGUGCGUCUCUGUCGCCGUCGCCUUCGUCCCCGAUGGCCUCCCCGUCGCCGUCGCCGCCAGCAUGACAAUCAGCGCCAACAUGAUGCGUCGCAACAAGAUCCUCUGCAAGGCGCUCAAGACCGUCGAGACCCUCGGCUGUGUCUCCAUCCUCUGCUCCGACAAGACCGGCACCCUCACCCAGAACAAGAUGACCGUCACCGAGUGUGCCGUCGGCGGCCACGCCGUCCUCUCCGCUGAUGCUGCACGUGACACCCUCCAGAACUGGGGCCACACUUCCUCUUUGACGGCUGACUCAGCAGAUCCCGGCCUGCUCCCCGGCCUGCCCUCCGUCUCCGCCUCGACCCUCCACCAGCUGCGUGCCGUCGCCGGCCUCUGCAAUGACGGCCAAUUCGACGCCGCCACACUCGACCGCCCGCUGGCCGAGCAGGUCAUUCACGGCGACGCCACCGACCAAGCCAUCCUGCGCUUCUCUGAGAGUCUCGGCUCCGUCUCCGAUCUUCGUCGCUGCUGGUCCUCCAAGUUCGCCUUGCCCUUCAACAGCAAGAACAAAUACAUGAUCCGCGCCCUGACCCUGGCCGACAAUGACGGCCUUUCCAUCGCCCUGCCGCCAGAUAUUGCCGCUGUCUUCAGUCCGCACGAUAUCCUCAUCACCAUCAAAGGCGCCCCCGAUACCCUCCUGCCGCGCGUCCAGCACUACGUCGACCCGGAGACCGGUACCAUCCUGCCGUUUGACGAUGCGGCUCGCGCUCGCGUUGACGCCACCAAGGAUGCCUGGUCCGGCCAGGGUUGCCGUGUCAUCCUGCUGGCCCGCAAGAUCUUCUCGGCCUCGGCCUUGCCGCAGGACCUCUCGACCGCCGACUUCGAGGCUGGCAUGAAGCGUCAAUGUCGUGAUGGCCUCACCCUCGUCGGCCUCGUCAGCCUCGUCGAUCCGCCACGCCCCGAGGCCCACAAUGUCGUGGCCACUCUGCGUCGUGCCGGCAUUCGCAUCUUCAUGAUCACCGGCGACUUUGCCCUCACGGCCCAGGCCAUCGCAGCCGACUGUGGCAUCGUGACCGCUCCGGCUGAAGGAUCCGUUCACACCGCUGCUGACCUUCCCCGCGAGCCUGAUAGCGGCGGCCCCUACCCUCAGCUCGGCCGCCAGCCGUUCCAGGCCGAUCCCGAUCGCCGCACUAUCGUCCUCAGCGGCCCCGAUCUGUCCGAACUCGCCCCUUCGCAGUGGGACGCGCUCGCGCGCUACGAGGAGGUCAUCUUCGCCCGCACCACCCCCGAACAGAAGCUCUACAUUGUGCACGAGCUGCAGGCCCGCGCCUUCAUCGUCGCCAUGACCGGCGACGGCGCCAACGACGCCCCGUCGCUCCGUGCCGCCGAUAUCGGCAUCGCCAUGGGCGCCGGCUCCGAUAUGGCCAUCGAGGCCGCCGACAUGGUCUUGCUCGAUAACUCCUUCGCCCGAAUCGUCGAGGCCCUUCGCUACAGUCGCAUGAUGUUCGACAACCUCAAGAAGAGCAUCGCCUACCUCCUGCCGGCCGGCAGCUUCAGCGAGUUCUGGCCGAUCCUCACAAACGUCGUCCUCGGCAUCCCUCAAAUCCUCAGCAGCUUCCUCAUGAUCGUCAUCUGCCUCUUUACCGACCCUGCCACUGCCAUCGCUCUCGCCUACGAGGCCCCCGAGGCCGACGUCCUCCUCCGCCCCUCCCCCGUAUCCCUGACCGUGAUCGUCUCCUCCUUCACAAUGUCCUACUGGUACCUCCAGCGCAACGGCAUCCCCUUCUUCCACGCCAUCUGGUUCCGCUUCGGCAGCCUACCAGACGACAUCGACCCCGACUACUAUGCCGCCAAGCUCAACAUCGCCAGCUCCAUAUACUUUGUCAACCUCGUCGUCAUGCAAUGGUUCAGUGUGCUCACCGUCCGCACUCGCCGCCUCUCCAUCUUCCAGCACCCUCCCGUCUUCAACAAGAAAACCCAGAAUCUCUACAUCUUUCCCGCCGUCCUCUUCGUCCUCGUCAUGGUCUUCGUCUGGCUCUACGUCCCCGAGUUCCACACCGUCCUCGGCAACGAGCCCGUCCCUGUCGAGUACUGGUUCUUUCCUAUGGCCUUUGGCAUUGGCGUUCUCCUUCUCGAUGAGGCCCGCUUUCUUGCUCGUAUCGCGUGGUGA